Messenger RNA from Naegleria gruberi, 891 nucleotides. RefSeq lists its product as uncharacterized. Lineage: Eukaryota; Heterolobosea; Eutetramitea; Acrasida; Naegleriidae. Bases 1 to 891 code for a protein of 296 amino acids. The record is from RefSeq and is a predicted model, not a curated record. The transcript has 3 exons. Gene Ontology annotation, molecular function: hydrolase activity, acting on ester bonds.
AUGGAGAAAGUUGAAUCAAUGAUGAUCGAUGUACAUACACACCUCUAUGAUGAUAAGUUCUUUCCAAAUGGUCAUUCAGACUUUUCUGAAUUGGAACAAAUUUUGCAAAAAUCAUCACAAGCCUCCGUACACAAGAUAAUUCUUGUGAGUGAGGAAGAGGAGACUGCCAAACGAAUUUUAAAUCUAUGUAAAAAGUACCCAAAGCAAUUAGCAGCUGGCAUUGGACUUCAUCCGUGUUGUGUUCAGAGUGAAGAGCAAAUAUCAAGAAUUUCGGAAUUAAUUUUGGAAAAUCAGGAAUUUAUUUGUUGUAUUGGAGAGGUGGGACUUGAUUUUACACCUGGAGUUUUGAAGAAUAUUAAGGAAACGAAUCCACAACUUGAAAAUAUUGAUCAAGUUAAAAAUUUACAACGAAAAGCUUUGGAACAAUUUGUAGAAUUGAGUAAGCAGACAGGUCUACCAUUAAAUGUGCAUUCAAGAAGUGCUGGAAGACCUACCAUUCAGUUAUUGGCAGAAAAGGGAGCUACCAAUGUCUUGAUGCAUUGUUUUGAUGGAAGUGCAAAGGUUGUCAGGGAAGGUCUUCAACAUGGUUACUUCUUUUCAAUUCCAUCGAAUGUCAUUCGUUCAAAACAAUUACAGGAUUUAAUUAAUGUUGUACCUAUGGAUAGAAUUUUAUUGGAAACUGAUUCACCAGCCCUUGUUCCAAAUCUUCCAAAAAGAGAAGAUUUUGAAAGUGAAGAAGUUUUUGAAUUGGCCAUCAAAAAUUCAAGGAAUGACCCUUCUAAUAUUCCACUUUCCGCACAAAUGAUUUCAAAAAUUAAGAAAUGUAGUUUGGAGGAAGUAAUUUCAAAAACACUCCUGAAUACUCUCAAGUUGUUCCCAAAAUUGAAAUAA